GGCAACACUACAAUGUAAACAAAAUCUCGCUAUCUCGUCUCCUGUUGUUUCGUCAACAAACAAAAUCUUAAGAACCAUUAACCUAGAUUAAGUUUCUCUGCGAAAUGAUAUUUUAAAUAUAUUUUUUGUGUUCUAUUAAUAAAAACGUUAAAUAUGCCUUCUCAUACUAAUUUGGCUUAUGUGAAUGAGGAUGACUUCUCUCGAAAAGACAACGAGGAACGAUUUGACAGCUCAAGUUUUGUUACUGAAUCAUCGAUAAAACAUCAUGAUAUUAGACCUACUAAUCGCUCAAAGCAACGUUAUUUUUCAGUUGCAAUAUUGUGUUUUAUAAAUUUAAUUAACUAUAUGGACAGAUUUACAAUUGCAGGCGUUUUGGAGAAAGUACAAAAUUUUUAUGGAAUUGGAAACACAGAAGGAGGCUUGCUUCAAACAGCAUUUAUAGUUAGUUAUAUGAUUAUGGCUCCAAUAUUUGGUUAUCUAGGUGACAGAUACAGCAGGAAAAUUAUCAUUGCUGUUGGAGUAACUUUUUGGAGCGUUACAACUCUUUUAGGUUCUUUCAUCCCUCCUCAUCUUUUUGGAGUAUUUUUGUUUCUUCGAGCUUUAGUUGGUACAGGAGAAGCAAGUUAUUCAACUAUAGCUCCCACUAUAAUAGCAGAUUUGUUUUCAAAGGACCAACGGUCAAAAAUGUUAGCCAUAUUUUAUUUUGCCAUUCCUGUAGGAAGUGGAUUGGGCUAUAUUCUUGGCGAUCAGAUUACAUCUUUUCUAGGCCAGUGGCAACAUUCAUUACAGGUCACGCCUGCCUUAGGUCUUGUGUCAGUAAUUUUGACUCUUCUUUACGUCAAAGAUCCACCAAGAGGUGAAGCUGAAGGUGGUGCUGUUUUGGAAGCAACAUCUUUAUCUGCAGAUAUGAGAGAUUUGUUUCGAACAAAGUCCUUUGUAUUUUCCACCUUAGGAUUUACAAGUGUUACCUUUGCUACAGGUGCUUUGGCUUGGUUUGGACCUAAAUACAUGGAAUUAGCAAUAAAAAGACAUGUUUCUCUUGGCUCUGCCCCACCAAAGGCUGCUUUAGUCUUUGGUGUCAUUACUUGCAUUGCUGGAAUCGUUGGAGUCAUUAUUGGUUCAUCUUCUUCACAAUAUUUUCGUAAAAAAAAUGCCAGAGCUGAUCCGUUAAUUUGUGCUUUUGGUGUUUUAACUAGUGUUCCCUUGGCUUAUGCUGGAAUUGUAGCGGCAGAUUAUAGCAUGCCAUUAUCAUGGAUCCUUAUAUUUCUGGGUGAAGUUUGCUUAUGUGUGAAUUGGACUAUUGUCGCAGACAUGCUUUUGUAUGUCAUUAUACCGACGAGAAGAUCAAUGGCAGAAGCUGUUCAAAUACUUGUUUCUCAUGCACUUGGGGAUGCAUCUAGUCCUUACUUCAUUGGAGUUGUAUCUGAUGCAGUUUUAAAAUCAACAACUGCAGAUGAAUUUUUAGCUCUGCAAUAUGCAUUGUAUAUACCAAUGGCUGUGCUGGUUGUGGGUGGACUUUUCUUUUUCUUAACAGCUUUGUACAUUGAAGAAGACAAAACGAAAUGUAGUUUAACUACUCAUGGUGUAUAUCCUUCAUUGUGCAUUUUCACAGAAGAACCUAUUCAGAUCCCCGCUGACGAGUUAAAUUACAAUCCGCAUCUACUUUAAGAUCGAGGCUUUGAAUCUUUACAGUCAUUAUUUAAUAUUAUGUGUUCUGUCCUGUGUUUAUUUAGUGUAAAAUAUUUAUAAUACUGUGAUCUUUUUUGUUACAAUAUAUUCAAGAUUUAUCUUUUCAGAACUGUACCUGAAAUAUUUUUAGUUUAAUUUUAUUUAUAGCAAAUUGUGCAUAGUAAAUCUUAUAAUCAAUGUUAAGAGCUUUUAGGACUAGGUAAGAGCCAGAGUGGUCUUAACCCACCCUAAAAACUUGACCAUGAAAAAAUAUUUGACUACAAGUUAAGUUAUAGACAGUAUUUAAAAGAAGAAAAAGAAUCAUUUAUCUAAAUACACGAGUAAAAGGUUGUUAUGCUAGUUAUGGGUUGUUAUUAUUUUUUUCCCAUCACCAAUAAAACUUUUUGAUUUAAGGCAAAUAGUCUUUGAGCACACUUUAUGGCUCAACUUCUAAGAUAUUCUAACUAGGCCAAUGUUUGGUUGUAUUUUAUAUUAUAUAAAUUAUCUACAAUUGUAUCCAUUUUAAAUACCAUUUUUUGUUUACUAACAACAACUUAGUGCCAUCAUCACUUUUUAAUGGAAUAGGCAUAUCAAAUUUUAAUCAAGAAUCAACUGGUAUUUUAUGCAUGUUAAAUUCUGUAAAAUUGCUUUUGCUCGAUAUCUAUAAUUUAACAUAAUUGCCAAUUUUUAUGAAGGAUUAUGAUUUAACACAAAAUGUUUCUUCAUCAUAAACUCUAUAAUUAAAGUUAAUGCCAGAAGUUAAAUUAACUUGAAUAUAGUUAUUAAAAAAGAUUAAACACAUGUCUGGUUUAAAAUUUAUUGACAAACAUUUUCACACAAUUCUAAUAAAUAAAUACAAUCUAAAUGGAAGUUCAGGAUUCAUUUUAUUUUUAAAGUGAAAAAAUACAGUAAUUGGUGUUAAUAAAAAAUAAUUUAUUAGCACAAAAAAUAUGGAUAACUAAACUAUAAUCUUAACUCAAAUCUCAUCAAAAGAUAAAUUUAUCUUGGGGGUAAUUUUUUACCUGCAAGUCACAUAUCAGCUUUGAAACAUAGAAUAUAGUUAUACUUUAGUAUAUAAAUUGGAAACAAGAAAUCACAAUAGUUCUAAAAUAAUAUUAACUAUAUGCCAAUAAAGAAUUUAUUUUUAACAUUGAAAAAGUAAUUUGCAUUUUUAAAAUUUACUUUGACAAAAAACAAUGUUUAAAUGCGUCAUGUAUUUCUGGCAAUCGUUUUAUAAAACAUUCAUAACAUAGUGAAUGUAUUUAUAUAUGUCUGUGAUUUAUUUUUCUUUAAAAAAUUAUUUUCAGUUACAGAACAAAAUAUUACACAAGCCAAAGAUCCUUCCUUUCCAGUAAAUAAUCUGUUGAUUGAAAAAAAGGAAUUGUCUCAAAUUACAUCAUUAUGAAAGUUGAUAAGAUUCAUUAAAUUAUGUAUUGCUCAUCUGUAAUUCAAUUAUUAGUUCAAUGAUUUCACUCAAUUGUAUAUAAAUGUACAGUGCAAUAAAUAUUUCUAUACAUCA
Molecule: messenger RNA, 3187 nt
Organism: Parasteatoda tepidariorum (common house spider)
Lineage: Eukaryota; Metazoa; Arthropoda; Arachnida; Araneae; Theridiidae
Product: protein spinster homolog 1
Biological process (GO): transmembrane transport
Cellular component (GO): membrane
Molecular function (GO): transmembrane transporter activity
Source: RefSeq, a predicted model, not a curated record